UGAUCUCCAAGACUGUGAAGUAAGGUUAAUUUAAAAAUCGAAAAAAAUUGUAAAUAUGAUAUCGCUAAUUAAUGAACUGAAGUGGAUUUUAAAAGUAGAUUAUUAUAUCUUCCUAUAUAUUUUAAAUUAAAAAUUAAGGACAUGAUAUGUAUCAGAUAAUAGCAGAUAUUUUUGUACCGAUAUUUUAUAUAGGUAAAUAGUAAAUGAAUAUUCAGUUUUCUAAUAUGUUAAUAGUGCUAAUACUAUCGUGCGUAGUGUACACCAGUGCUGUGAAUCCUUUGGUUAUUAAUACCUGGGCCUUCACAGAAUCUACUAAAAAUGCGUUUACAACAUUAAAAAGUACAUCGGAUCCCGUUAGUGCACUAGAAGAAGGAUGUAGAACAUGUCAAACUCUUCAGUGUGAUUUUACUGUAGGAUAUGGAGGUAGUCCAGAUGAAAAUGGGGAAUCGACUUUAGAUGCUAUAAUAUUUGAUGGAAAUACAAUGAAUAUGGGUGCUGUUGGUGGUAUGCGAAAAGUCAAAGACGCUAUUGGUGUGGCUAGAAAAGUUCUGGAAAAUACUGAGCAUUCGUUUUUGGUCGGAGAAUUAGCUGGCCAGUUUGCUAAUAAAAUGGGAUUUCCUCUCGAGUCUUUGGAAACAAAUUAUUCACAAGGAUUGUAUGAAACCUGGAAAGAAAAUAAUUGUCAGCCUAACUUUUGGACAAACGUCCUUCCUGAUCCUACCAAAAAUUGUGGACCAUAUACUCCCACCGAAGAGAAACAGUGUAUUAAAUCAGAUCCUAUAUUAACAAAUGAAAUAUCUAAAGAUUGUGAUAGUAAAUUUAACACUGGCAAUCACGACACAAUUGGCAUGCUUGUGAUUGGGCAGGAUGGUCAUAUAGUUGCUGGGACUUCAACUAAUGGAGCCAAUCACAAAAUUCCUGGGAGGGUAGGCGAUUCCCCUAUUCCAGGUGCUGGAGCCUACGCCGAUAGUGAAGUAGGCGCUGCUGCAGGGACAGGCGACGGUGACGUAAUGAUGAGAUUUCUACCAAGUUUUCUAGCAGUUGAACAAAUGCGAUCAGGUGUUACUCCAGAAGCAGCUGCUCAGGAAGCAAUCAGUAGAAUUGCCAAAAAAUAUCCGUCGUUUUUUGGAGGAGUAAUAGCCGUGAAUAAAGAUGGCGUAAUAGGUGCUGCGUGUAAUGGAAUGGAGAAGUUUCCUUUUUCUGUGAUGAAUGACACGAUUGACGCUCCUAUUGUUAACUAUGUCAAUUGUACAAAUCCAUAAAAUUAUGAGGAACACUAAAGAAAAUUGUAAAAUUGCCAUAAUAGAAAAAAAAUCGAAGUUCUCGGUUUUUAAUUAAUAUAUAUUUUUCAUUACA
Sitophilus oryzae (rice weevil) is the source of this 1356-nucleotide messenger RNA. Its product is annotated as N(4)-(Beta-N-acetylglucosaminyl)-L-asparaginase-like. The record is from RefSeq and is a predicted model, not a curated record. Gene Ontology annotation, cellular component: lysosome. NCBI's taxonomy places the organism in Eukaryota, Metazoa, Arthropoda, Insecta, Coleoptera, Curculionidae. Bases 204 to 1262 code for a protein of 352 amino acids. Gene Ontology annotation, biological process: protein deglycosylation. Gene Ontology annotation, molecular function: N4-(beta-N-acetylglucosaminyl)-L-asparaginase activity. The transcript has 7 exons.